Molecule: messenger RNA, 1464 nt
Organism: Tigriopus californicus
Lineage: Eukaryota; Metazoa; Arthropoda; Copepoda; Harpacticoida; Harpacticidae
Gene: bys
Product: bystin-like
Exons: 2
Coding region: 78-1406 (442 amino acids)
Biological process (GO): rRNA processing
Cellular component (GO): preribosome, small subunit precursor; nucleolus; cytoplasm
Molecular function (GO): snoRNA binding
Source: RefSeq, a predicted model, not a curated record
UCCACAGCUGACGUUGCAGAUUACGCACGUGUUUUGGGAGAGCGAAACAUUGGGGGCGUGACAUUGGGCCGAAGAAAAUGGGUAAAGCUAAGAAGAUUAAAGCCAGUCAGACGCCCCAAAACCUGCCCUUGGCUCAUCAGAUCGAGCGGGCGGGCACGGUGGUGGAACGCGAUGUGUCGCGCGCCAAAGCCCAUCGGGGCUCCAAAUAUCCCGAAAACGCCGAGGGCGAUCAAGUGGUGGGCGGGAAACUCUCGCAGCAGAUCCUGAGCCAAGCGCGUCAGCAACUCGAAGAACUGGCCCAAGAAAGCCCGCCCACCACCGGGACGCCCCAGCGCCCACCUCUGUCUCGACUCGGUCCCCCACUCGAUGCCGACGACGACGAUGAUGCUGAUGACCUGGGCCUUGGCUCCGAUCAUCCCGAUCCGGAAAUGGACGGAGCGGACUUUGCCACCGAUCUGCACAUCAACGAAAAGGACAACCAAGCCUUUGCGGCCUUCAUGACCCACUCGAACGAGCCCAAACGCACAUUGGCCCAAAUCAUCCAAGCCAAGAUCGACGAGAAGCGCACCGAGAUCGAAACGGAAUUCUCGGACGCCGGAAGCCUCCAAAAGCAAGCUUUUGACCCGGCCACGGUCGCCAUGUUCGAAGGCGUGGGCCGCGUUUUGGCCCGUUAUCGGAGCGGUAAAGUGCCCAAAGCCUUCAAGGUGGUGCCCCAAUUCCGCCAUUGGGAGGAUUUGAUCUUGCUCACCCAACCCGAUAAUUGGUCGGCCGCUGCCAUGUAUCAGGCUACCAAGAUUUUCGCCUCCAACCUCAGGGAAACCAUGGCCCAACGGUUCUAUAAUUACAUCUUGUUGCCCCGCGUGCGUGACGAUAUCGACACGUAUCAGCGACUCAAUUUCCACCUAUAUCAGGCUUUGCGCAAGGCCCUCUUCAAACCCGGAGCGUUUUUCAAAGGCUUUCUGAUUCCGCUCUGUGAAGCCGGUGAUUGUACCUUGCGUGAGGCCAUCAUUAUUGGCUCGGUUUUGGCCAAGAACUCCAUUCCCAUUAUGCACUCUUGCGCAACCAUGCUCAAGAUCGCCGAGAUGGAGUAUAGCGGCGCCAAUUCGAUCUUUUUGCGGAUUUUCCUGGACAAGAAGUACGCCUUGCCGUUUCGCGUGGUCGAUGCGGUCGUGUUUCAUUUCCUGCGAUUCCGGUCCGAAAGACGCGAGCUGCCCGUGCUGUGGCAUCAAUCCUUUCUGACCUUUGUUCAACGCUACAAAGGCCAUGUGAGCUCCGAGCAAAGAGACGGCCUUUUGGAAUUAUUGCGGUUCCAACAGCAUCACGGCAUCACACCCGAAAUCCGCCGCGAAUUGGCCAAUGCCAAAUGUCGGGAUAUGGAAGUGGCUGAGCCUAUGGAGUCAUUGUAACUAGCUAGUAAGUCGUAUGAGUAAAGAAUAAAAUGCGCGUUUCAAACGUACGGCUGAA